AUGGAUGAAAUUUGUAAUAUAUUAAAGGAAUACACAGAAACACCAAGUGAUAAUAUAAUUGAUUUAUUCAAAGAAUAUAGUGCUAACCCAAAAGAAAAAACGGAGGUUCAUUCGAAACUUAAAAAAAUAAAAUGUACUAAACGAAUGGCCUUUGAUGCUAGCUGUUUGUACGCUUCCGCCAUGUCGGAUUUAGACAGCGAAUAUCCGAGAGCGGAAAGUGGUAGACCAUUUCGACAAGAAGAAAAUAAAGAAUUUGUUAAGCUCUUUAAUGAGCAGAAAUUCAAACGUAGAACUGCUAUUUUAAAAGUCUGGUUUGAAUAUCCUACCAACAUGUUCUUCCAACCCAUACCAGCGAAAGAUAAAAUCAGUUUUACGAAUAGAAUAGGUAAAAAGGAAACUGGCACUAAAAUCAGGUUCAGAAAUGGUUUCUGUCACGACGUAUUAACAUUGGUCGAUAUUCAAGAAAUAGUGAAAGCCGGUGGACGAAUGAUUAAAAUAUUAGAUGGUAUAGUUUACGAAGAAAAUUUUAAAACUCCACCCUUUAGAGGAGUUUAA
This is a messenger RNA of Lottia gigantea (owl limpet), 555 nucleotides long. RefSeq lists its product as hypothetical. NCBI's taxonomy places the organism in Eukaryota, Metazoa, Mollusca, Gastropoda, Lottiidae. The record is from RefSeq and is a predicted model, not a curated record. The transcript has a single exon. Bases 1 to 555 code for a protein of 184 amino acids.